UUGUAUUGAUUACAGUGGUAGUUAAGAUCUAAGGGAUCAGCAUCUUCUUCUUCAACUACCAACCCCUGUUCCUCCAUUUCUUCUUCCUCUUUGACUCCAUAACCCAAUCUUCUUGCCUCCAUGCUUCAUUAUGCCAUCUGUUACCGAAAGUCAGAACCUCGAGUUUCAUAAUUUUCAUCUGUUUGUGUAUUCUCAAAUGCCUCCAACAUCACCACCACCAUGUCUGUGCAUAUUUUCCAUUUGAUAUGUUCCAUUUCUGUCCUCUUCUUCCCCACAAUAGCGCGGGGUUCUUGUGCUUCUUUGUGCCCACGUCAGUUUUUUCAACAAAGCAAUCGGCGAUUUGAGCGCAAGACUGAUAGGUUCUGGGUGUUCAGUGAACAAGCUGAUGGAUGGAUUGAAGUUCAGCUUCCCUAUGAUCUUAAGCAGACAAGUGGGGAAGCUUGGGAUGAUGGUAAUGACAACGUAGGACUAGUGUAUGAAAUUUUGCCUCAGAGAAAGAGACUGUCUUUGACUAAACUGUCGGAUUCAUCGGUGUGGGUGACUGGCGAGAGUGGGUCAAUCUAUGAGAGAUUUUGGAACGGACUCCAAUGGGUGAUUGCUCCUCAUGAGCUUCCAAUACAAGCAGGACGAGCUAUCGCCGUUUUUGUCAUCAAUCAAACCAUUCUUGCUCUCUCAGAAGCAGGAUUGCUAUAUCAGAUGCAAGUGCAACUUAGUGAAAGCUCAGAAACAGUGUGGGUUGAACUCACGCCUACUUUAAAUCACAUCACUGAUAGAGAUUCACAACAAAAUCGUCUGGUAUUAAUAAAGUCUGGCAUUGUUUCACAAGAUGGACAUAGGAGAGCUUAUUUCUGCUCAAAGAAUGGACUGCUGAUUGAACUUGCUGGUAUAGAGCCUCCAAGAUGGAUAAGUCAUGGUCAACCAGCUGGAGCAAAUGUUGCAGUGAUAGCUGAUGCUACUUCUAGUAGAGCAGUUGUAUAUACUAUAAGUUCCUCUGGAGAUCUUUAUGAAUAUGACAGUAAUUCAAAACCCUCAUGGAAGAGGCACAUAUGGCAGGAAGGAAUAGCAAAGGUUGCACCGUUGCUUCCAUCUAAAGGGUGCAUUGUAAAUGGAUUGAUGGGUGCUUACUCAGAAUCUCUCUUUCUUUUAACCAAGGCAGGAACUUUGGUGGAGAGAAGAUUACAACAGAGGAAGUGGAAAUGGGUAGUCCAUGGAAGCCCUAGACAUCAAAAUUUGACAUCUAUCAUACCAGCUUUACAAGAUGAAUCAAGUGAUCAAAGAUCUAUUUCUUUAUUUUUCAUUACAUCAUCAGGGUUUGUUUUUGAAUAUCAUAUCCGGAAACAAGCAGGUACAGUUCAAAAUGGUGAAUUUCCAGGAUCAUGGGUGAAUCAUGCACACCCCUUACAUGCAAAAGCAGCAAGAGGUAUAGCAGGCUUACAAUUGCAAGUAGGAAGAAUAUUGUUUUCUCUGGAUGAUGGUAGACUUGGAGAACUCCAUCUUCUAGGACUAGGAGGUGAAAGCUCAGGUCCAACCAUACCUCAAAAUACUCGAAGGAAAGCAGGAACUACAAAAUAUGUAUGGUCCCUAUUAGACGUUCCAGAGAGUGAAGGAUGGAAUGCAGAGUACUGUACACAAGAACGUGGUCCCAGAAAUUGCAUUACUGGUACAAAGGAUGAGUCAGAGGAAUCAGGGAUAACUUCAGCAACAGGUAGGAGAAAGCACAGCCAGACACAAGAUUAUUACUUGUCUCCUGGCACAGUAGGCGCUGGUGGAGAACUGAUAAAAUUUUCAGAAGAGAAAAAUUUUCCAGAUGUUGGGUGGAUUAGUAAUAAUUUCCGUCUGAGAUUGAUGUAUGAAGGUAAAUCAGUUUUUCUCAUAACAGGUGGUGGUUUGAUAUUUGAGUACAUUUGUAUCGAGACCGUAUGGAUAUGGUUAAGACAUGAGAGCUCUACAAAUAUGGAAGGUAUAUUAGGGAACUAUAAUGGAAGCUUAUUCAUGGUUGAUACACAUGGGAGUUUGCUUCUUAGAGAAAGGAAUGGCUAUGAACUAUCAUGGAAGAAUUGCAGUGCCAUGAAGAAAGGAACAAGUAUUGUAGCAGGUCAACCAUGGGAUGGAGUACCAGGAAAAGCUAGUAAAAUUACAACUCAAGAUUCACUCUUCUUUGUCUCUAAGAAAGGAACAUUACUGCAGUUUGUGGUGUCAAUGAGGAAGUUCAAAUGGAAAGAUUGCAGAAAGCCUGCAAACACCAAAGUAGCUAGCAUACUAGACUAUGGAUUGCUGAGAGAAAAUGUAGUAUUUGUUACCGGAAGAAACGGUCGCCUCUAUCAAUACAACAAAGUAACUGAUAUAUGGCAUGAGCAUUACCAGUCUCAGCAUUUGAUUCUCUCAAACUUCCUUGGAACAGCCAUAAGACCUUCAUCAACAACACUGUCUGGUUCUCUCUUCAUGCUUUCAAGAGAAGGUGGACUUGUUGAAUAUCACUGGAAUUCAUGGUAUGGCUGGAAUUGGGUGGAACACGGAACACCCUAUAAAGGUGUAACCCUGGUCGGUUCACCAGGCCCUUGUUUUGCAGGUAAUCAAUUAUUUUUGAUUGGUUCCGAUGGGAAGGUGUACCUUAGGUACAUGGAUAAAGCAAACACGUGGAAGUGGAAAGAUUGUGGUUUUCCAUUGAUGGAAAAUAAAGUGCUUCAAGAUCAAACACAGCAAGUUUGCAACCAUGAAGAUUCUAUAUCUGGCUUCAGCAAGGACGAUGAGACUUGUGGUGACUGCAACCUUAAGUGUGAUCCCAAGGUGGCAUCAACCAGGCCAAUUCCAUCUUCCAACAGAUCGGUUAUAUUUGAGUUGCGAGAUGGCAGGUUAGCAGAAAUAGAGUAUGUAGAGAAUAGAGAAUGGGAAUGGUCACGCAUUUUUGGCACUCCAACCAGCCCAUGUCUUCAAAAUUACUGGGCCACUCUUGCUUCAUAGCUUAAUUGCUUGCCAUGAGCACAUGCUUGCAUAUUAAUCUACAUUUAAUAUUAUGUACUUAUAUCUUAUGUUAGAAGAAUCAAAAACUUAGGUCAAGUUUCUUAUAUCCAUUAUGUUAAGUUCUUCAAAUUAUACAUAGUCAUGUGUUCCUUUUUAUUUCAUGCAGAUUUAUAAUUAAAUACUAAUAUUUAAAAAAUAGAACACAUGGUAAUGUGUGAUUGGAAAAUUUGACAUAAUGGAUAUAAGGAAUUUGAUGUAAGUGUUGUCCUCAAAGAAUAGUCACUUUGUACAAAAAUAAGGUUUGUUGUUGAAGAAGUAGCACAGAUGUAAAUUAUUGAGCUACAGGUCAAUGAAUGUAUAUAAAUGUGUCUUAUCAUAUCAUUGAACCUGUUUUCCACUUUAUGAGAUUUGCUUAACAAGGCAA
This is a messenger RNA of Neltuma alba, 3385 nucleotides long. RefSeq lists its product as uncharacterized. The transcript is spliced from 11 exons. NCBI's taxonomy places the organism in Eukaryota, Viridiplantae, Streptophyta, Magnoliopsida, Fabales, Fabaceae. The coding region runs from base 220 to 2961 and encodes 913 amino acids. The record is from RefSeq and is a predicted model, not a curated record.